GCGGCCUCAGUUCUCUCCCUUCGUGUGGUGGCCAGCAGGUGUGAUAACAGUGGUAGCGACUUUCGUUUUGUUAUCAGUACUAGUAACUGUUCAUAUUUUGGAUACCUCACGUCUUGCUGAUAAAUUUGUCACCAUGUCAGAUCCUAAACAAGAGGAACCUAUGGACCAGGCACCGUCCGCGUCGAAAAAUCGAAAGAAGGCAGCUCCACCCGCCUCCAAGUCCAAAAAGGCAAAAGCUUCUGACAAGAAACCUGCAAAUCAUCCCAAGUACAGCGACAUGAUUCGCCAGGCUGCGGCAGCUCUGCACGACCGAGGGGGUUCGUCUCGACAGGCCUUACUUAAAUACAUCGUGGCCAACUUUGAUGUGGGGAAUGACACUAAAACCAUAAAUAACCACCUGAAGAUGGCUCUGCGUGCUGGCGUCAAGAAUGGUACCUUGCAGCAGUCAAAAGGUACCGGUGCAUCGGGCUCCUUCAAGGUGGGAGUGAAAGUGAAAGCGAGUGGUGCUGACGGUAGAGUAAAGAAGCCAAAAGCUAUUAAGACUGUCAAAUCUCCUGUAAAAGCCAAGGCAAAAGCACCAAAGACACCAUCCAGUCCUGCCGCGAAAAAGACAAAAGCCCCUAAGACAGCAGCCAAGAAACCCAAAGCUGAGAAACCAGCCACUGCUACAAAGAAGGCCAAACCUUCAUCAAAGGCAACAAAGGUGCGAGAAUCUAAACCUUCCAAAUCACAGAAAGUAGCACCUGCAAAAUCUGCGGAGACAGUCAAGCCUGCUAAACCAGAACCAGUCAAACCAGCACCUAAACCAAAGGCAACGAAGGCUGCAGCUAAGAAACCUGCCAAGGGCAAGAAAGCAGCAGCUGAGGCUUCCAGUUCCAAAGAUCAGCAGGCCCCUGAGGCACCAGAAGCAGAGUUGGCAUCAGCUGAGGCAUCGUCAACCAAGGAAGCAACUGCAAGUGAUGAGAUAACUCCAAAGAGUUUGGAGUCUACUCCUUCAGGCGAAACCUCUGGAGCAGAAUCUGCUGCUCCCACAGACAGUCAGUCAUCUGCACCAUCUGUUGAGCCAGCAUCUGAUGACACAACUACAGGGAAAGGUGCAGGCAAGCCAAAGAUGUCAAGAAGGGGUCGAAAAGGUGCUAAGAAUGCAGCCCAGAGGUGAGAAAGUACAGACAUUAUGUGCAUGUGGACAGAAACUGGCUAUGCAUUUGACAAGUGCAUUCAAUUUGUGUCACAGGCAAAUGUUAAAUUUUUGUCUUUCAUAACAAGGGACUUAAUCCUUUAAUACUUUCAAGUUAUGUGCAAGUGACAUGCUUUUCAUGCAUUGAAACAUGGACAAUCACUGCAAGUCUUGAAAAAGCUCUUGUGGAUGUGAUAUUUUGCUAGUGUUGGCAGCUUGGAAAUCCAUGGGAUUUAUGUCCUAAAAGUGAUUGUGGGUGACCCAACAUGUGUUUGCUUUAUCCCUGAUGACAUGUUACUAAAACUGGAAAUUUCGACAAGUAUUACUGCCUCCAAAAAAGUAUUUCUUGAUGCAUGAACGCAUGAGUCAGUCCAUAAUAAAAUGUUUGAAGUUGUUUAA
Messenger RNA from Pomacea canaliculata, 1576 nucleotides. Its product is annotated as histone H1-delta-like. Gene Ontology annotation, biological process: nucleosome assembly. Gene Ontology annotation, cellular component: nucleosome. The record is from RefSeq and is a predicted model, not a curated record. Gene Ontology annotation, molecular function: DNA binding; structural constituent of chromatin. The transcript has a single exon. The coding region runs from base 134 to 1159 and encodes 341 amino acids. NCBI's taxonomy places the organism in Eukaryota, Metazoa, Mollusca, Gastropoda, Architaenioglossa, Ampullariidae.